Sparassis crispa is the source of this 789-nucleotide messenger RNA. RefSeq lists its product as hypothetical. The coding region runs from base 1 to 789 and encodes 262 amino acids. The transcript is spliced from 2 exons. Lineage: Eukaryota; Fungi; Basidiomycota; Agaricomycetes; Polyporales; Sparassidaceae. The record is from RefSeq and is a predicted model, not a curated record.
AUGUCGUCCGACAGCGAGCGCAAGUAUGUCAAGCUCAUAUACCACGCGGCCAACAAGUAUCCCAAUUGGGACCCAGAGACAAUCGUCCAAGCAGGCGAUUGGGGGCGUAUCAUCGCCGGGAGUUCCGGUUGGCUCCCUUGGGCGGACAGGGGUGGCAUCUUUGUGAAGGAGGGAAAUAUCUACCAGGACGGGCUGGCAGAGAGAUAUGACAUCCCGAAACCGACAGAGUACGGAGCGGAGGCCUCGAACGUGGUGACCUGGUUCGUGUCUCAGAAUGCAAAAGUGUUGGACGUCUCGCGCGAUGCAGCAGGACAAGAGCCUGGUCUCGCGGACUGCAGAGUCACGGCCGGCUAUCGCUUCCCAUCCAGCGGCGGUGCCGUCCUCGCGAUGCAGAACGAUACUAUCUUGGCGAUCGAUCCACCCGGGCGCCUCAGAGAAUUACUGGAGGACGACACGAUGCGCGACUGCGUCGUCGUCUCUGAAGUGCACCGGUGCUCGUCGUACGCCCGCUACCUAUCGUCGCCGCGCACCAAAAAGAUCGUCAUUGGCCUCAGUGAGCAAUCUGCUAAGACGACGGGUGACGCCGAAGUGCAGUGGGUCCACAGUACCACUACUGGGGAAUUCAAAGCGGACGUCAGCAAGGACCGUGACUUCUGUCCUCUAUUCAAACUCGUGUCGUUGAAGGAGGACGACAGGUCUAUAGACCUGCGUGUGCCUAAACCUCCCUCCAAUAUCAUGGCGGCAUUCUCGCUAUGCUGGGACUUUCCCUUUCUCCAAAGCUACUGCUAG